AUCCGAGAAGAACAAUUAGAGAAGCCGCCGCUUUAGCUGCCAAGUUUUACAUUCGCAGCUUCUAGUGAACUAGAGGUCUUCGCAUCGAGGAUGAGGUGGGUGUCUAGAGCUGCCUUUCAUCUGAGGAUCUCCGUCUUCCGGAGGGGCUUCGCCUCUGUUAUAGAACACUUGAAGUAUGCAGACUCCCAUGAAUGGGCUGAUGUCGAUGGAACUUACGCUAAAAUAGGGAUAACAGAUCAUGCACAGGACCACUUAGGUGAUGUUGUUUAUGUGGAACUGCCAGAAGUUGGUGCUACUGUGUCGAAGGGAAAGAAUUUUGGUGCAGUUGAGAGCGUCAAGGCAACUAGUGAUGUCUAUUCUCCUGUAUCAGGCGAGGUUAUUGAAGUGAACACCAAAUUAAAUGAAUCUCCUGGUUUGAUUAAUGCCAGCCCCUUUAAAGAUGGAUGGAUAAUAAAAGUUCAGAUAAGCGAUUCGACUGAACUGAAGUCCUUGAUGGAUUCUGAUCAGUACACCAAGUUUUGCGAAGAAGAAGAUGCAAAACACUGAAGUAGCAGUAAUUUUUUCUUACAGUGUCAAAGUUAGUGUCCAGCAUUGUUUAUGCUUCAGAAACACCUUAGAAGGAUUAUGGAUGGAUGCUUGUUGGCUCAUUGUGCUUUCUUAAAUCGCUUUUUACAAAUUCGUUACUCUUGAAGUGUUAAAUGCACGCUUGUGGGGAGUGUUUUCUAAGUAUUUCCUUCUUAUCUUUUAA
This is a messenger RNA of Dendrobium catenatum, 748 nucleotides long. Its product is annotated as glycine cleavage system H protein 2, mitochondrial. The coding region runs from base 91 to 546 and encodes 151 amino acids. Gene Ontology annotation, cellular component: glycine cleavage complex; cytoplasm; mitochondrion. The record is from RefSeq and is a predicted model, not a curated record. The transcript has 4 exons. Gene Ontology annotation, biological process: glycine decarboxylation via glycine cleavage system; protein lipoylation. NCBI's taxonomy places the organism in Eukaryota, Viridiplantae, Streptophyta, Magnoliopsida, Asparagales, Orchidaceae.